AUGGAUAACCUAAGGGUUCCUUUAGAACAAAAACGCGUAAUGAUAGCUUCGAAAAUUACUAAACUUCAGGAUGAACUAACAGCUGAAGGUGUUAAAACUAAGUCCAUUAACUAUCGCUUUACAAAAGUAAAAGAAUCAUUUGAACAAUAUGAAAGACUUAUUGAGAAACUCGAAUUAACUACACCAGAGGAUAAUGAAAUAAAUCUCGCGGAAGACGUUCAAACAUUAUUUUAUGAUCUUAUGGAUCAAUUUGAAAAGUUAACUCAAUUGAAUAGAACUAACCAUAAUAAUUCACAUAAUGUUAACACUAAUAAUUUAAACAAGUUGAUAGAUGAUGCUCGGCAACAUAUAAAUAAUUUACAGUCACUUCAAAUUAAUAUUACCGAAUCCUUACUUGUACGAAUAUUAGAAAAUAAAUUAACAUCAGAAAUUAAAAACAAAUGGCAAGAAACGUUCACUGACAACGACACUCUUCCAACAUUCGAAUCAUUUUGUGAAUUUGUCUCAAACUUUGCCUUCAGACUUAGUACACACAAACCCGAUAAACAUCGCGAUUCCGAUCAUUCCUUCAAACGAAGACGUAAUGAACACUCGAAUAAUAAUUUGAAGAAACAAAAAACUGACACGCCAGUUCGAGCUUUAGUGACAACCGCCUCUUCUGCCUGCCCAUGUUGCAAACACUUACAUCCUCUCUAUAAAUGUUACACAUUCAAUGCAUUAACUGUAGGAGAACGCAUAAAAUUUGUAAAAUCUAAUAAACUCUGUAAUAAUUGUCUUCGCGUACACAAAGGAACUUGCACUUCCAGCAGAUGUCGAAUCUGUAAGAAAUUCCAUCACACCAUAUUGCACAUUAAGCAAAAUGUAACUCAACAACCGACUAAUCCAAAUACUUCCAAGAACAACUCCGUAAAAUUCGAGUCACCUUCUACUGUAACAACUGAUAAGGAAUCUACAUCUUGA
Cotesia glomerata is the source of this 960-nucleotide messenger RNA. RefSeq lists its product as uncharacterized. The record is from RefSeq and is a predicted model, not a curated record. The transcript is spliced from 2 exons. NCBI's taxonomy places the organism in Eukaryota, Metazoa, Arthropoda, Insecta, Hymenoptera, Braconidae. Bases 1 to 960 code for a protein of 319 amino acids.